GCCCCUUCAGCCUCCUCCCCCAUCCACAAAAGCAAUCCUUUCGUUUCUGCGUCUCUACAGAAUCUCAGUCUACCACUUUUACUUCGCUUCUCCCCAGUAGUUUCUUCCUUCUUCCUCCGCCGCCGUGUACAGAUUAAUUGAGAAGCGUGAAUGUUGUGAUGGAGAUCAAAGGAGGGAAAAAGAAGUCUAGCAUUAGUAGUUCCUUACAAUACGAAGCUCCUCUUGGCUACAGCAUCGAAGACGUUCGACCCAACGGUGGCAUUGAGAAGUUCCGCUCUGCUGCUUACUCCAACAGCAAUCAGGACAAGCCAACACAAUCCAGGUCUCCAUAAACUGUCGCUAUGGCUGUCUUGCCUGCGAUUCCAAAUGAACCAGAUGCAUCUCCUCCAUCUCCGAUCGGAUUUGAGGGUUUUGAGAAACGUCUAGAGGUUACAUUCUGCGAGCAACCGAUGUUCAAGGACCCUCAGGGACAAGGCCUUCGAGCCCUGACUCGCUGUCAGCUCGAUUCCAUUCUCGAGCCAGCCUGCUGCACCAUCGUGUCCCAGCUUUCCAACGCCGAACUCGACUCGUACGUGCUCUCCGAAUCGAGCCUGUUCGUGUAUCCUCUGAAGAUCAUUCUCAAAACUUGUGGCACCACGAAGCUUCUUUUGUCCAUCAAGCCUAUCCUGAAGCUCGCGGAAUCGCUCUCACUCUCUGUCUCCACUGUCAAGUUCUCCCGCGGGAGCUUCAUCUUCCCAACCUACCAGCCUUCCCCUCACCGCAGCUUCUGCGAGGAAAUCGCCUUUCUGAAUGACCACUUUGGCGACCUUAACGCCAAGGCCUAUGCCAUCGGCGAUCCUACUGUUCCGAAUCGUAAUUGGCACAUUUACUCGGCUUGCAAAGAGACAGCCAAUUCACCACUGCUCGGAAAUCAGACUGCGACGGCGGAGAUCAUCUUAGAGGUGUGCAUGACUGGAUUGGACCGCGAAAAGGCGUCCGUUUUCUUCAAGAAACAAGGAGGAGAUGGUUCCGUCGGUGAAAUGACCAAAAGGUCCGGAAUUUCGGGCAUUAUUCCGGGUCACGUGAUCUGCGACCACGAGUUUGAUCCGUGCGGUUACUCGAUGAACGGGAUCGAGGGUGCAGCGUAUUCAACAGUACACGUGACCCCAGAGGACGGAUACAGUUACGCCAGUUACGAAGCCAUGGGUUUGAACCCCGAGUCAAUAGGUUUGGGUCCGCUGGUGAAUAAGGUCGUGAAGUGCUUCGGACCAAAGGAGCUGAGCGUGGCGGUCACGUGCAAGACAGGCGAGGAGGAGGAGUGGGCCAGGCGGGAUGCUGACGUGGAGGGGUACGCGUGCGGGAACGUGGUGAAGCAGGAGGUGCCAGGUGAAGGGUGCGUAGUGUACCGGAUUUACAGAGCCAAGGGAGGCGAGUGCGCAGUGCGCGCACACAAGAAAGCAAGAAAGAAGAAAAAGUCGUGCAAGAAAAUGUUGUCGGAGGAGGCAGUGGUGCCUACUUGCGUCUAUUCAGCUUAGCGGCGAAUCUCUCGAUCUCUUUUUCGUUUUACUAUCGGGUGGUGUCGUUUUCUGGUGAUUUAGUGAAAUCCUUGUCUUCUGGUGUUUUUUUUUUAAAUAAUGUAUUAAUGUCGUCUUUGAUCAAGAGUCGUUAAGUGCUUAUUAUGUCAUGUACGGCAUAAAACAAGGCUUAAUCAUGAUUCAAUCUAAUAUAAGGCCCUCUGUUCUGUGUA
Messenger RNA from Prosopis cineraria, 1726 nucleotides. RefSeq names its product S-adenosylmethionine decarboxylase proenzyme-like. Gene Ontology annotation, molecular function: adenosylmethionine decarboxylase activity. Gene Ontology annotation, cellular component: cytosol. The record is from RefSeq and is a predicted model, not a curated record. Gene Ontology annotation, biological process: spermine biosynthetic process; spermidine biosynthetic process. Bases 342 to 1514 code for a protein of 390 amino acids. NCBI's taxonomy places the organism in Eukaryota, Viridiplantae, Streptophyta, Magnoliopsida, Fabales, Fabaceae. The transcript has 3 exons.